GCGGGGACACCUGAGCCCUGGCCGUGCUGCCCAGGUCUCCACAAGCCCCCGACCUGGCAGAUGUUGCCCCUGGGGAGGGUGUUUGGUGCUGGCCAGAUGCAGGGGGGUCAGGAUGUGUCCCUGGUCCCUAGAGCAUCACCCUCACAGCUCCUUCUCCCCAGGCAGGGGCGGGAGAAGGGGCUCUGCUGCCCGCCAGCGCCGCUCCAGGGAGCCAGGCAGGAAGGUGCUUCUCCCCAUGGCAGCCGGCCCCCCCCCCGUAACGCCAGCCAAACUGGACACCGCGGUCCCACGAGAGAACCCCCCCGGCCAGUGCCCGCCCGCCCGCCACCUCCAGCCCAGCCCGGACUCGCCCGUCGCUGCUCUGCCCCACACCAGCCCCACGUCCCACGGGCCGGCCACUGGCAGACGCCGCGAUGCCGCGACCGUCACCGACCUGUGCAGCAGGGAUGUCCCCGAGGUGGAGAUCAUCAGCCUGCUGGGCGAGCGGCUGCCCCGCUACACGCUGCGGGCUGACACUGUCUUCGGCUACGACCACGACGACUGGCUGCGUGCCCCCCCUGGCCCCCCAGAGCCCGCGGCCCCCCUCACCCCCCGGCAGAUCGAGGAGACCCUGCAGUACUUCCUCCUGUGCACUGAGCGGGUGGUCAGGAUCACGAAGACCUACCACGACAUCGAUGCCGUCACCAACCUGCUGGAGGAGAGGGAGCGGGACCUGGAGCUGGCGGCGCGCAUCGGGCAGUCCCUGCUGAAGCAGAACCGGAGCCUGACCCAGCGCAACGAGCUCCUGGAGGAGCAGCUGGAGUUGGCCAAAGAGGAGAUCGCGCAGCUGCGCCACGAGGUCUCCAUGCGGGAUGACCUGCUCCACUUCUACACCACCACGACAGAGGAGAGCGAGCCCACCUCCGCCACCUCCACGCCCCUGUGCCGGCACGAGUCCUCGCUGUCCCUGCAGCAGUACUUCCAGUACGACACCCUGCAGCAGAAACUCAAGUGCCUGGAGGAGGAGAACCAGAAGCUUCGCCUGGAGGCCACCAACAUCGCAACCAAGACCUGCCAGUACGAGGACCGGGAGCAGCAGCUGAUGAUCGACUGCGUGGAGCAGUUCUCUGAAGCCAGCCAGCAGGUCGUUUACCUCUCGGACGAGCUGGCCCGCAAGGCAGAGGACACGGUGCGGCAGCAGGAGGAGAUCAGCCAGCUCCUGGCGCAGGUCGUGGACCUGCAGCAGAAGUGCCGCACGUACGUCUCGGAGGUGGAGGAGCUCCAGCAGCACCUGGCCGUGGCGAAGGAGGUGCAGCAGCAGCUCCGGAUGGAGCUGCAGGAUCUGCAGGAGAAGUACGCCGAGUGCGGCGGGAUGCUGCAGGAAGCCCAGGAGGAGGUGAAGAACCUGCGCAGCCGCAGCCUCCCCAACAGCACCGUGAGCCGCUACGGCGCAGCCAGCCUCCUGCCCGUGGACUCGCUGGCAGCUGAGAUCAAGGGGAUGAUGAGGAAGGGCACAGACAGCUCCUCCUCGGACUACAGGAGCUACCUGCGCGUCUUUGAGACGGUGAAAGUGGUGAACCAGGCGGCCAAAGCCAAGACUUGCUUCGAGUCUCCCCACAACACGCCGGGCUCCAAGCCGUUAUCAGCUGCCCCUUCCGGGGGGGCCAGCACCCCCCGCACCUUCUGCUCCGGCUCUGAGGGCGCCCGGGGUGAGGGGUCCGGGGAGGGGCCCCGGGCGGCCCCGGGCCGGCAGGACCUGGAGGCAGCGGUGCAGCGGCUGUCGGCGCGGCAGCAGAGCCAUGCCUCGGAGGAGCGCUCCUUCUUCGAGGCGGAGCGGGAGCGCAAGCUGUGGCGGCUGAGGGACGGGGAGAGCUCCAGCGGCUUCCUCACCCCCAGCGAGAGCAUCGUCUCCGCUGGGACCAACCACUCGGGGGGCUCAGAGCUCACGGCCGGCUCCGGCUUCUCCCUCGGCUCCCUCACCUACCUGCCUGACAAGCUGCAGAUCGUGAAGCCCCUGGAAGGCUCUGUGACCCUCCACCACUGGCAGCAGCUGGCGCGGCCCAACCUGGGCGGGAUCCUGGUGCCCCGUCCCGGGGUGCUCACCAAAGACUUCAGGCAGCUGGACACCGACCUGGAGGAGGUCUACAGCCUCCACGACCUGGAGGAGGACGAUGUGGACGCCAGCUCCUUCCAGCUGCUCCCUACCUCAGUGCCCACCAAAGCCAAGGAGCGCCGCGGGGUGUUCCUCUCUGUUAACAACCUCCCCCAGACCCCAUCUACCUUCACCAUCACUACCUGCCACAUCCUCCACCCCACCACUGAGAUCACCACGGUGACACCCAGUCUGUGUAACGCCGUUGUGCCUUCUUGUGGGCCCUUUGAGGGGCUGAGCCGUGGCAGCCCUUCGCCAGAGCCGUCUUCCCCUAUGCUGGCACCUGGCCCUGGACCCCCGAGCACCCCCCGGGGACUCAUCAGGCUCUUGCUGGUGCGGGGCAUCUCCGCCUCCGUGCCAGGGACUGGGUCGCGAUGGGCCCCUCCGCUCCUCUCCCCGGACCUGCAGCAGGCUGACACCCGGCCCUUCCCUGCGCCCGGGGGGCAGGACGGACCCUCACCCAGGAGCAGCAUCUUCAGCUUGAACCUGGUGGAGAAGCUGCAGCGCCUGGGCCUGGACAAGGUGGUGGCUCGAGGGGAGAUGUCCUGCGCCCGGGGGGAGCCCAGGGCACGCUGACGUGAUGCUGCUGCAGAGCCCCCAAGCUCAGGAUGAGACGUGUCGUCCUCAUCACCCGCCCCUGGGGGAGCGGAGAUGGGACGGGCAGCUCCGGGUGCUGCCCCGGGGCCCGGCAGCCCCCCCAGCACCGGCGCGCGGGGGCUUUGCCCUGGCUGCGAGGACGCGGUGCUCCCCGGCCCCGUGUGACGCUGUGGCAGGGGGGCCAGGUGCCGGGAGCGUGGGGUGAUGCCGGGGGCUCUGGGGGAGCCAGCUCCGGGCAGGGGGUGCCGGCUGACCCUGUCCCCCAGUGUGGGGGUGCGGACCCUUCGCAGGAGCCCGUUGCUGGUAAUAAAAACUCUUUCUGCUUCUGCUGAGGGGCAGCUUGGUGCUUUGGGGCUCUCCGGGCUCCUGCAGCGCAGGGUGAUGCUCGCUCGGUCCGGGGGGGGACCCGCCUGUGCCAGGGGGAGACACCCCCAGCCCAGCCUGGGCCCCUGGCCAGCAUCUGGGCUGGUUUUUAAUGGAAAUGGUGGUUUUAAAGUCUUUCCUGCCCGUAGAAUAGCAGAAUAGCAGCAGCCCCCCUAGCUCAGGGUGGCCUGUGGUGGGUGUUUCUCGGGGUGUAGCUGUUGCUCCCGGCGGCUGCGUCCCUCGCCCCCGGCCAGGCCCCUGUCCCCGUCAAAUAAAUGGGAAGUCACAAA
Tyto alba (common barn owl) is the source of this 3381-nucleotide messenger RNA. RefSeq names its product huntingtin associated protein 1 (gene HAP1). Gene Ontology annotation, molecular function: signaling receptor binding. The transcript has 16 exons. Bases 113 to 2707 code for a protein of 864 amino acids. The record is from RefSeq and is a predicted model, not a curated record. Gene Ontology annotation, biological process: neurotrophin TRK receptor signaling pathway; anterograde axonal transport of mitochondrion; neurogenesis. Lineage: Eukaryota; Metazoa; Chordata; Aves; Strigiformes; Tytonidae. Gene Ontology annotation, cellular component: dendrite.